AUGGCUCCCAAAAAGGCCAGCAAAAAGGCCGAGGCCAAAUCGAUACCAGUCAUGAUUGACCCAAACUCACCAUACACUCCGGAAAGUUUCCAAGAUGAACUUUCCAAGCUCGCCCAACAGGCCAAGAAGGAAACGCCGCUGAACUGGGCCAUGCGAGAGGGCGCCAUCUGGUUCAAAGCGGCAGCGUUACUCGCCUUGGUGGCUGUAUAUGCCAACGUCUCUGAGCUGGCCAUGUCACCCGUCUAUGGCGGCAUUCCAUCGUCGAUUUACCACUCCAAGGUCGUUAUGGGCGGUGCCUUUGUGGGAUGGGCCGGCAAUCUAGCCCUGAGGCGUCAUCUACGCAUGAAGACGAAGUACUUUCUGCCUCUCAUCGCCGCAUACAUUCCUCUGGCCCAGUUCUACCUCUUCAAGCUCAGUGGGACUUUCACGGCUACUUGGGGCCCCUUGGUCACGGAAAUGCUUACUCUCUUCCCGCUCAUGACCUUCUCGCUCGCCUGCGUGGCCGAUACGCUGGAGCAGGCCGACCUCGACUGGCUGCCCAAGUGGGCCGGCGACGCAGCCCCUGGAUUUUUAUCCUACGGCAUUUACAAGUUCUGCGAGAUGUUCUCGGCAGAGCACUUGCCUCAUGGACUAGGCAAGUCUGUCUUUCAGACCCGAAUGGGUUGGGAGGUCGCCCUGGCUGGUACCUACACCAUCAUGGCACCAUCCAAGCUCCUCCUCUAUGCCAUCCCGGCUUUGCUGCACGCCGCAGUCCUCAACACCCACAUCAUGACGCCUAUUGCCACCAACUCUGUCAAUGCUACGCUGAAUGCUGGCGGAUGGUCGCUGCUCGAGCGUGGAGAGUCGCUCACGGGCUACAUUUCCGUUUUGGAGAGUGACCGUGACGGAUACCGUGUGAUGAGGUGCGACCACAGUCUCCUUGGUGGCGAGUGGCACAAGCUCGCUCGACCCAUCGUAGGAGAGCCUGUCUAUGCCGUGUUUGCCAUGCUGGAGGCUGUUCGGCUUGUGGAGGUGGAUGACAAGGUCCCGGAUAAUGAGGCCAAGGCCCUCAAUAUUGGUUUGGGAAUAGGCACGACUCCCUCGGCGCUGAUUGCCCACGGCAUCGACACUACCAUUGUGGAGAUUGAUCCCUUGGUCUACGACUACGCCGUCAAGUAUUUCGGUCUGCCUGUAAACCACACGGCCCAGAUUGAGGAUGCUGUGAGCUACACGGCGCGAACCGCAGAGCAUUCCCCCGAGAGCUUUGAUUACAUCAUCCACGAUGUGUUUACUGGCGGCGCCGAGCCCAUUCCCUUGUUUACCUUGGAGUUCCUGCAGUCAUUGCACACUCUGUUGAAGCCAAACGGCGUAGUUGCUAUUAACUAUGCCGGUGACUUUACCCUCCCGCCUUUGAGCACUGUUAUCCGCACCAUCAGAGAGGUUUUCCCCUCUUGCCGGAUCUUCCGGGAAUCCCCCAUGCCGUCAGAGGACAAGGUGGCGGCCGACGGUCGUGACUUUGAUAAUGUCGUGGUCUUUUGCCGAAAGACGACCGACCGCAUUACCUUCCGUCCCGUUGUGGAGAGAGAUCUUCUGCAGAGCCGUGCCCGGGCGCAUUACCUGAUGCCCAAGAACGAGGUGCCCGAGUCGGCCUUCAUGACGGGCGACGACGUCAAGCUCGUGCGCCAGAACGACACGGAGACCUUGGCCAAGUAUCAUGACCAGACGGCCCUCGGGCACUGGGCGGUAAUGCGAGAAGUGAUCCCCAAGAACAUCUGGGAGAACUGGUGA
This is a messenger RNA of Pestalotiopsis fici W106-1, 1767 nucleotides long. RefSeq lists its product as uncharacterized. Bases 1 to 1767 code for a protein of 588 amino acids. Gene Ontology annotation, biological process: polyamine biosynthetic process. The transcript has 3 exons. The record is from RefSeq and is a predicted model, not a curated record. NCBI's taxonomy places the organism in Eukaryota, Fungi, Ascomycota, Sordariomycetes, Amphisphaeriales, Sporocadaceae.